GUGUGUAUCUGUGGCAGUGAAUUCCACAUUUAAAAAUUUCUUAAUUUUUAAAAAGAACCUGAGUUUUAAAAGUCCCAAGAAUCACACAGUCUGCCCAAAACCAUACGAUUAGGCUUCUUAAUCGCGUUCUCUGGUGAACAUUUAUAGCCCCCCUCCCGGGAGACACGUCGGAACUCUGUUUGACCCGGAACGGCAGGAAGCGGGCUCCAGUUCCGCUGCAGCCGGAUAUGUUUGGACAGCGCAACUUUCUGCCCCAAGAUGGCGACGUGCGGCUUGCAGUAUCUGUGGCGAAGGCAGCUUCCACAAAGGCUGGCUUCAGGAGCCGGCCGGAACGUCCUGCGCCGAGCCUUCGCUCUCCCUGCUUCCAGUUCUGAUUUCCAGAGCGAAUACAGUCUGGACAAACUCUACCCGCCGCAACAAAAAGAAGGCGGCGGCAGCAGCAGCAGCAACACGGAUUUAAGAAAAAAGAAUAUACCUGAUAUUCCUGUAGACCGCUUGUCUGUAUCUUAUUGCCGGAGUAGCGGCCCAGGAGGCCAGAAUGUUAACAAAGUUAAUACAAAAGCUGAGAUCCGAUUCCAUUUGGCAUCUGCGGACUGGAUUACAGAAGAUGUGCGACAGAAAAUGGCAGUGAUGCACAAGAAAAAGAUCAGCAAAUCUGGGGAGCUGAUCAUUACCUCUGAAGAGAGUCGCUAUCAGAUGAGGAAUUUGGCAAAUUGCUUGCAAAAACUCAGAGACCUGAUCGCAGAAGCCACUGAGAAUCCUCAAGUUGUAUCCAAACUCGAUACACAGACCAUCAGAGACAGGGUGGAAAAAAUGAAUCGUGAACGUCUCCGACAAAAAAAGAUUCACUCUACUUUAAAGCAGAGUAGGCAUGUGGACUUUGACUGAAGGAAUUUGGAAAAGAGAUGCUGGCUCACUUUCCUCUCUUUCUUGAAGAAAGCAAAUCACUUUAAACUAGUUCUUUUUGUAUAAAUAAAACAUGCAACGCA
This is a messenger RNA of Heteronotia binoei (common prickly gecko), 989 nucleotides long. RefSeq names its product mitochondrial ribosomal protein L58 (gene MRPL58). Gene Ontology annotation, molecular function: translation release factor activity. Gene Ontology annotation, biological process: mitochondrial translational termination. NCBI's taxonomy places the organism in Eukaryota, Metazoa, Chordata, Lepidosauria, Squamata, Gekkonidae. The coding region runs from base 259 to 888 and encodes 209 amino acids. The transcript has 6 exons. Gene Ontology annotation, cellular component: mitochondrial large ribosomal subunit. The record is from RefSeq and is a predicted model, not a curated record.